AUGCCUCAAUACCGCAUUGAACUUUCGCCCAACAACAGGGCAGGAUGCAAAGACUCCGUCUGUUCCAAGGAGCAAGUCAAGAUCCUUAAAGGAGAGAUGCGAUUUGGCAGCUGGGUGGAAGUCAAAGACCAUGGAAGCUGGGCCUGGAAGCACUGGGGCUGUGUUUCGGGAGCGCAGCUGGUCAACCUGAAGGAGGCGUGUGAUCUUGGUGAUGACAAGUAUGACUUUGAUGCCAUUGAUGGAUACGAUGAAUUGAGCGACCCGGAAAUCAAGGAAAAGGUUCGACGAUGUGUAUUGCAGGGCCACAUUGAUGCUGAGGACUUCAAAGGCGAUCCUGAGAAAAACAAGCCUGGGGAGAAGGGCAUUCACCUGACCGCUAAGCAGAAGGCCGCUCUUCAGGCUGCCAAAGAUGACUCCGAGGAGGAUGCUAAACCGGCCAAAAAGUCUGCCAAGCGUGGUCGCAAGAAGGAUGACGAAGAGGAUGAGCCCAAGGCGAAAAAGUCCAAGACUGCGAAGGCAGGAAAGGCAGACAAAGCCACUCCCGCAAAGGGUGCCCGUGGGAAAAAGGCAGCCGUCAAGGAAGAGAGCGAGGACGACGAUGAGGCACCAGCGGCAGCUAAGAAGGCUAAAGCUACUCCGGCAAAGAGUGCUCGUGGCAAGAAAGCCGUUGUCAAGGACGAGAGCGAGGAAGAUGAAGAAGAGGCCCCCGUGUCAGCCAAAAAGGCCAAGGCUACCAAGGCUAAGGCUACUCCUGCGAAACCGGCAUAUAAAAAGGCACCUGUCAAAGACGAGAGCGAAGACGAAGAAGAAGAGGUUUCCGUACCAGCCAAAAAGUCCAAAGCCACCCCAAAGGCUGCCAAAGCUUCCGACGCCAAGGCAACAGGGAAAGCUCGUCGCAAGUCAGCUCACAAGGCUACGGCUGACGAAUCGGCUGAGGAGAAGGCUGCUCCAAAGGCAAAGGGUCGACGCACCAGCCGCUCAAGUAAAGCUUGA
Pochonia chlamydosporia 170 is the source of this 993-nucleotide messenger RNA. Its product is annotated as ubiquitin-conjugating enzyme. The coding region runs from base 1 to 993 and encodes 330 amino acids. Gene Ontology annotation, molecular function: zinc ion binding; DNA binding. NCBI's taxonomy places the organism in Eukaryota, Fungi, Ascomycota, Sordariomycetes, Hypocreales, Clavicipitaceae. The record is from RefSeq and is a predicted model, not a curated record. The transcript is spliced from 6 exons.